AUGCCAGCCCAUCUGGCAAUACAAGUCUCACUGCAGUCUGGGCUUCACAUCGAAAUAGAGAGCGCAGCGCUCGCUAUAUUGUGCAAUCCGAUGCCGUCCAGUACGAUGCCUUCGAGGGCGUGGCGUUGUUCCCCACCCUACCCCAUCCCUUACCUUACGAGACCGAACAGUUUCGGAGGCUCUGUUCUCAACAACUAUUGA
Molecule: messenger RNA, 201 nt
Organism: Thelazia callipaeda (thelaziosis nematode)
Lineage: Eukaryota; Metazoa; Nematoda; Chromadorea; Rhabditida; Thelaziidae
Source: the annotation of a GenBank genome assembly